AUGGAUACCACCACCACCAACUGGGAAGCAAGUGUUACAGAUUCAAUUAACGCUAUUUAUCUUCUCUUCUCUGCUUACUUAGUCUUCGUAAUGCAGCUCGGGUUCGCCAUGCUCUGUGCCGGCUCAGUCAGGGCCAAAAACGCCAUGAACAUCAUGCUUACCAACGUCGUCGACGCCGUCGUCGGCAGCCUUUCUUACUACCUCUUCGGCUUCGCUUUCGCCUUUGGCAGCGAAGGACCCAAUGCAAACCCAUUUAUCGGAACCCAAUUCUUUGCCCUUAAAGACAUUCCUUCAAGCUCUUAUGAUUACAGCUUCUUUCUUUACCAAUGGGCUUUCGCCAUAGCCGUCGCCGGCAUAACCGCCGGCUCAAUUGCUGAGCGAACCCAAUUCUCUGCUUACCUUAUUUUCUCCUUUUUUCUCACUGGGUUUGUUUACCCCAUUGUUGCUCACUGGGUUUGGUCGCCCAGCGGCUGGCUCAGUCCGACUUCCGGUUCUCUGCUGUUCGGCUCCGGCGCCAUUGAUUUCGCCGGAAGUGGUGUAAUACAUUUGGUGGGUGCGAUUGCUGGGCUUUGGGGAUCGUUAAUUGAAGGCCCGAGAGUGGGCCGGUUUGAUGCUUUCGGAAAGCCCGUGACAAUGAGAGGUCAUAAUGCAACUCUGGUUGUUCUGGGCACAUUUCUGCUGUGGUUUGGAUGGUUUGGGUUUAAUCCAGGUUCUUUCAAUAAGAUUCUUGUCGCUUACCCAAAUGUUUCCGACCAGGGAAACUGGACCGGAGUUGGCCGGACGGCGGUUACAACCACCCUGGCCGGUUCAACCGCCGGGAUUGUCACUCUGUUCGGUAGAAGGCUGUUAGUGGGCCAUUGGGAUGCAUUGGAUGUUUGUAACGGCGUGCUUGGUGGAUUUGUGGCAAUCACUUCGGGCUGUUCGGUUGUGGAACCAUGGGCUGCGAUUAUCUGUGGAUUCGUUGCGGCUUGGGUUUUGAUUGGGCUAAACAUUUUGUGUUUAAAGCUUCGGUUCGAUGAUCCAUUGGAAGCAACCCAGCUUCAUGGAGGCUGUGGAGCUUGGGGUGUGAUAUUUACAGGUCUUUUUGCUGAACAGAAGUUUGUGAUUCAGGCUUAUGAUUCCGGUGAAGCUGGAAUCUCCCGGCCGUAUGGACUACUUCGCGGCGGUGGUUGGGGCCUGAUCGGAGCCCAAGUGGUCGAAGUUGUGGUGGUUUUGUUCUGGGUCAGUAUCACAAUGGGGCCUAUGUUCUACACACUUCAAAAGCUAGAUAUCCUGAGGAUCUCCAUUGAAGAGGAAAUUGCAGGUUUGGAUAUCUCCAGGCAUGGUGGAAAGGCUUAUAUUGAUAUUCAUGAAGAAGCUGGACCUCAGCAUUACCAUGAAUAUAUGCGACUACAAAAUCAGUAA
Oldenlandia corymbosa var. corymbosa is the source of this 1404-nucleotide messenger RNA. Lineage: Eukaryota; Viridiplantae; Streptophyta; Magnoliopsida; Gentianales; Rubiaceae. The record is from the annotation of a GenBank genome assembly.